Molecule: messenger RNA, 592 nt
Organism: Momordica charantia (bitter melon)
Lineage: Eukaryota; Viridiplantae; Streptophyta; Magnoliopsida; Cucurbitales; Cucurbitaceae
Source: RefSeq, a predicted model, not a curated record
UUUGAUGCAUGAGCUGGACAUUCUUUUGAGGUCUCUACCUAAUAAUUGGGAAGCAAAAGUAGUGGAAAUCCAAGAAACGAAGGAUAUCACCAAACUUUUAUUGGAAGAUCUUAUUGGCUUACUCAUGAUUCAUGAGAUCACUGUAAAGGAGCACUUAGAAGACGUGUCCAAUAAGAAGAAAGACAUUUCUUUGAAGUCCACAUCCACCGAAGUGGAGUUUGAUGAUGAGUUUGAGUUCAACGAGGAAGAACUUGUCUAUCUCAAUAGGAAAUUCAAAAAUCAUUUUGAAAAGAAGCAUUUCACAAGGAGAAGCUCUAAUCAAAAGUCAAAAGGAGAAAAGAGGCAAGUGAAGUACAAUUGUCCUCUAUUUAAGUCUUCUUCAAAGAAAUAAAAAAGAAAAGGCUUUUAGACUUACUUUUUUUUUUGGCACAUGCUUAGACAUAGGAUGACUACCAUGAGAGUAGCACCCUAGAUGAAGAAAUUGCAAAUAUAUACUUAAUGACCUUUUGAACUGGGGAAGUGGACAUAGAGUGUAAAUCUUGAAAAAGCCCCCUAUGUGCAUAAUAAUGUUUUGCCUCAUUUUUGUUAAGCA